Messenger RNA from Capsicum annuum, 1832 nucleotides. RefSeq names its product protein IQ-DOMAIN 8. NCBI's taxonomy places the organism in Eukaryota, Viridiplantae, Streptophyta, Magnoliopsida, Solanales, Solanaceae. Gene Ontology annotation, molecular function: protein binding. The transcript has 5 exons. The record is from RefSeq and is a predicted model, not a curated record. The coding region runs from base 301 to 1581 and encodes 426 amino acids.
AAAACUACGUCGUUCCACUUUCCACAAAACUAUCCGUUGCAGCUUUUUUUUUCCUUUUUCUCCAUUAUUUUCGAAUUUCAAAAUUCAAACACACCCAAUAAACUCCAUAAGCUCUAGUAAUUAAAGCUCCUCAAUCCCUUCCAUUUCUCAAAUCCCAACGUUUCUCUUUUAAAUUUUCAGACACCCUUUUAUAAAACUGUCUCUUCUGUUUUCUCUCAAACAACAAUCAUUUAUCUAGCUCCAGAAUCUGUACCAAGUUGUCUGUUUCUUUUUUCUUUUUUUUUCAAGAAUCGCGUAAACAUGGGUGGUUCGGGGAAGUGGAUUAAAUCGUUAAUCGGUCUUAAAAAGAAUCAAUCAAGCGAUUCUGAGAAGGGUGGUGUGAAGAGCAAAAAAUGGAAGCUAUGGAGGAGUGCAUCAGGUGGAAUUGCUAUGACGUUGUCGAAAGGCGUAAAAGGGGGUGGGAAUUUGGGAGAUUCAGACGGAUCUGAGUCUUCAUUUCUCUCUGAAAGUGCUUUGGCUGCUGCCAUGGCUACUGUGGUCAGAGCUCCACAUAAGGAUUUUGUGGUUGUGAAGAAAGAAUGGGCUGCUCUUCGAAUUCAGACUGCCUUUCGGGGUUUUCUGGCAAGGCGUGCGUUAAGGGCAUUGAAAGCAGUAGUCAGGAUACAAGCUAUAUUUCGUGGGCGACAGGUGAGAAACCAAGCUGCUGUAACCCUGAAGUGUAUGCAGGCUCUUGUCCGAGUGCAGGCUCGAGUUAGAGCCCGAUGCAAUCAAACAUCAGUUGAUGGAGAUGCGACGAAGGGUUCUCUUGCUGAUAGCCAACCUGACCCAAUCAAGCAAGCUGAGAGAGGAUGGUGUAAUAUCCCUGGCACAGUGGAUGAAGUGAGGUCGAAGUUAAAAAUGAGACAAGUUGGAGCAAUCAAAAGGGAGAGGGCAGUUGCAUAUGUCCAACAGAAACUGAGAACAAACCCCAGCCCGAAUUCAAGAACAAGGAAAGUUGAAACCCCAAAUAAGAUUAAGUCUACCGGGGAUUCAGCUUGGUUAGACCGUUGGAUGGCGAAUAAGCCUUGGGAAAACCGAUUGGUGGAAGAAUUCCAUACUGACGCAUCAGGGAUGACCCCGAGUUCUAGGAAGCAUGAAGAAUAUGAUACUGGAUCUUUUACUGAACGUAGUUCGGUGAACAUUAGACGGAAUAACAUGUCUACCAGGAUAUCUACAAGAGGACCAAUCAGUUGCCAACUUGUCAACUCAUCUUCUGAUUAUUAUCCGUAUGAUGAUAGUACGACUUCUCAUUCUUCCCUGUCAACUUGUGAAACUCUUGGAUCGAAUCAGACUCCUACAGAAGAGGGACAUAGCAAGAAACCGAACUACAUGAAUCUCACGAAGUCUAUUAAGGCAAAGGUUAAGCAGAGAAAUUCAAAUUAUAUGUCUCAGAGUACUAUCCAAAGGAACUCAACUGAUAGCUUACAAGUCCAUAGGAAGUCAAGUCCGCUUUCGAGGGGGAUAUCAAGGAGUAGUGCUGAUUGUGAUCUUUAUUCAGUUGAUCUGUGUAAGGAUCUCUACCCUCCCUCAAAUGCAUUUUGAUCAACUAAACUUGGAAGACGAGGGCGAUUUGUGUUAUGAAGGAUGUUUCAUUGGUGAUUUUUCUUUGUCCAUUUAGCUCAACAACUUGUUGUCAAAGAUAGUAAAAGGAGUUUUACUCGGUUACAGAAAUUUAGACUUAACCCCAAUAUAUGAUGGCAUUAGAUGAGAUUUUACAGUUUCCUUUAGAAAAGUUGAUUUGCACAAUGUCAAGAAUGAGUUUUCUGUAAUAUAUUGUGUGUUAUUGGAUGAUA